AUGUGGAAAUUGUUGAUUGGGGUACUCAUCGCUUGUACGGCCGUACGGUGUAGUCACUUCAAGUUGAACAAUGUGAUCUGUCGCUGCUACGACACCGCCUACUGCACGUUCAAGCAGUGCGAGCUGACAAUAAGACGCAGGGGCAUGGCUGCCUUCAGUAUGUACACGGUGCUGCAUAAGCGGCCUGUGGACAACAUCUACAUCAAUCUGGAACUGUUCAAGAAGUCGAACGGCUAUCGCUCCUACCUGAUCAACCAGAGCAUCGAUUUUUGCUACUACAUGCGUAAUCCCAAGGCCUACAUAUUCUUUCACGCCUUUCACAAGACUUUCGUGGCUGUCUCUAACUUCAAUCAUACGUGUCCCUAUGACCACGACAUUAUAAUCAAUCGAUUCAUUUACGAGCGGGGCUCCAUGAUAGAUCUGCCCUUACCAAACGGGGAAUAUAUGAUCAACGUCAAACUCUCGGUUUCCAAAAUUUGGCGUGCAGAACUUAAAAUCUUUGUCACACGAUCUGAUUAA
Drosophila arizonae is the source of this 519-nucleotide messenger RNA. RefSeq lists its product as uncharacterized. The record is from RefSeq and is a predicted model, not a curated record. Lineage: Eukaryota; Metazoa; Arthropoda; Insecta; Diptera; Drosophilidae.